AGCGAACGGUCUGGAGAAGGUACGCUUGACCUCAGAAAGCGCCUUCCUGCUCCAGACCUACGUACGCACAGUCGCAGCUUGGAUGGAUAUCUUUGACCAUGCCAGCACCUUUCAGCACAAAAUCCCACAGCUGGUCCUCAGAUCGCCGCUUCUGUUUCAUUGUGUAUGCGCCUUUACAGCCAACUAUCUAGCUCUUUCCAAUUCGAGCCAUGAUCCUUCUUGGCAGGUCACAGCUUCCAAACAUUAUGGCGAAUCAUUACGCCUACUCAUAGAAGCUUUGAGCAUGCCUUCGCACGAACAUGCACUGACUGCAAGUAUGCUGCUCUUGAGCUACGAGAUUCACGGAGCUUUGCGUUCUGAGGACUAUCGGCGUCACUUUCUUGGCCUUACGGUACUCAUCAAAUCGCGUCAUGUUACGGCACAAUCAAGCGGCACUGAUCUGGCCAACUUCUGGAUCUAUAUCCGACACGAGAUUGUCGUAGCUAUGGCGAGCGAGCAGCCUCUGAUACUAGAUCCUGCAGAAUGGGAGGUAUCUUGGGUAGAGGGUGACACUAGAGAGGAUGUAUUAGGAAACCAUGUUCUCUGGAUAUUAGCCCGGGUGAUCAAUCUCAUUUUCGGACCCGAUGGACGAACUGAAGCAGGUAAAGAGCAGCGCCAAGACUUCCUGCACGAGAUUGAAAUGUGGCGAAGGGGGCUUUCUGACACGUUUGUUGGUAUUGCGUACGGGGACAAAGACGAAGAUGGCUUUUGCAAAGUGUACUUCCCAGUGGCUGCCGCAGCCGCUGCAGCGUUUUGGUAUCAUAUAACACACAUUUUGCUUUAUGCAGAGCCAGAACUUCAGGACGAGGCCUACAUUCCUUUGAUCCAGGAGCAGGCUAUGAAGAUUACCGACAUAGCAAUAUCGGAUUUCCCUCCAUCGUUGAUGGUUUUCUCUACCCACGGUCUCUUCUACGCUGCAAAACAUAUUCAUGGGAUCUCUAGAAAGGCGCGUAUAUGGAACGUCUUGAACGAGGUUGAGCGGCAAACUGGGUACAACACGAGUACGACCGUGAAGCUUCUCCAGACCUUGGUAGAAGAAGGCGUACAAAGUCAUAGCGGGAUUACAUUAUGAGCUAUCCUCACUGCCUCGAAAAGAAAGACAUCGAAGUUUACCAGUCUCUGCCUUUGAAGUGCCUGGAGAAUGCCCGGCAUCGGACCGAGCCGCCUCGCUGGUCAGCUGCGGGCUGAAGCGAAGCCAGCAACUGAUCAAGCAUUUACUGCGAGGCUUCCUGGGGCAGUGAUGGGCUCGGAAUUCU
Molecule: messenger RNA, 1295 nt
Organism: Alternaria rosae
Lineage: Eukaryota; Fungi; Ascomycota; Dothideomycetes; Pleosporales; Pleosporaceae
Exons: 3
Coding region: 83-1111 (342 amino acids)
Biological process (GO): positive regulation of transcription by RNA polymerase II
Cellular component (GO): nucleus
Molecular function (GO): DNA-binding transcription factor activity; transcription cis-regulatory region binding
Source: RefSeq, a predicted model, not a curated record